CCUUCAGUCAGAGCGACUGAUGUAGUUAUUGUCACAGGGAAGAUUGUGUAUUUUACAAAACAUUAUAGUAUUUACAGAAUUUUGCGUUGCCAGCCUCUUUAGACAUUCCGCUCUGUGAAUACGGUGGAAAUUUUCAGCUCAGAAAUGGAAGCUAACAGGAAAUAAAGCUCCAGAACGAAGAGAUAUCACAGUUUGGUGUUUUGGUCGUGAUGGCUUCAGAGGAUGAAGUCAACCUGCUGGUCAUCGUCGUGGAUGUAAACCCGAUAUGGUGGGGGCAACAGGCUCAACGUGAACCGCAGUUCACCCUGUCCAAGUGUCUGGAUGCAGUCAUGGUGAUGGGAAACUCCCACAUGGCCAUGACCAGAACUAACAGGCUGGCUGUCAUUGCAAGUCACUGUCAGGACAGUCACUUCUUGUAUCCCAGUAAGAGCUGGAGAACCGGUGACAGCGGUGGCGAUGACGCAUCCUCCAGUGGUGAUGGAAAAUACGAACUCCUGGCUGUCGCCAACAACCUCAUUGCUGAAGAGAUCAGGAAUGUUAUGUCACGAACUGAAGUGAGGGGAAAUUCAACUGACACUCUGUUGGCUGGAUCUCUGGCUAAAGCUCUCUGCUAUGUUAACAGGGUCUCAAAAGACUUGGAAGUGGGACAGGAGAUUAAAUCAAGAAUAUUGGUGAUAAAAGCUGCUGAGGACUGCGCCCGCCAGUACAUGAACUUCAUGAAUGUGAUUUUUGCAGCUCAAAAACAGAACAUCCUGAUUGAUGCCUGUGUGUUGGACUCAGAGUCUGGACUCCUUCAGCAGGCUUGUGAUAUAACUGGAGGAUUGUACCUGAAGAUACCACAGAGAGUUGCCCUGGCACAGUAUCUUUUGUGGGUGUUCCUGCCCGACUCGGAGCAGCGUUCACAGCUGGUGCUGCCGCCGCCUGCUCACGUGGACUACAGAGCUGCUUGUUUCUGCCACCGUAACCUCAUUGAAAUCGGUUACGUGUGCUCAGUUUGCCUGUCAAUAUUCUGCAACUUCAGCCCCAUUUGUACAACAUGCGAGACUGCCUUCAAAAUCCAACUACCACAGAUGGUUAAGCCUAAAAAGAAGAAACUCAAGCAAACCAUGUGACUUUGUUUCUACGCUACUGUUGUGACUUUAGUUUCCCCUUUGUGAUAUUCAGAGUAUACUAUUUUUUUGUGUGUAUUUCUAACUAGAUUCAGUGAGAUCCUAUGAAUGCCUCUGAGGCAGUACAACCAUAUAAACAUAUGGACCAACACUGACACUCUUUUCCUGUGCAGGGACACUGAUGAUUCACUUAAGUAUUCUCAUCAUAUCAAAUUUUGGUCAGUCAGUAAUAGUUGCUGAAAAAUGUUAAACAUUUUGUUCACAUUGAUAGAAACGGAUGCUGAGUAAAGCUCCACCAGGUUCCAUGUAAAUGGAGUCACUGCUUUUGAUGAUGUCCUUUUUAUAUAAUAAAACUCACAAUGUUCUUAUAAA
This is a messenger RNA of Stegastes partitus (bicolor damselfish), 1481 nucleotides long. It is a transcript of the gene gtf2h3, whose product is annotated as general transcription factor IIH, polypeptide 3. The record is from RefSeq and is a predicted model, not a curated record. Lineage: Eukaryota; Metazoa; Chordata; Actinopteri; Pomacentridae. Gene Ontology annotation, cellular component: transcription factor TFIIH holo complex; transcription factor TFIIH core complex. The transcript has 13 exons. Gene Ontology annotation, biological process: regulation of DNA-templated transcription; nucleotide-excision repair. The coding region runs from base 210 to 1112 and encodes 300 amino acids.